AUGCGGAAUGACAGCAUUUUCACUGGAGAUUUAACCUUUAGCCAUUAUUGCUCAAACUUAGGAAAAGCUGAAAUAAUCGUCAAAACGCAGGUGGAAGUGCUCCUGAGGGACAACACGGAGCUGCAAGUGCAGCUAGAGCAGUUCAAGGGUCUGACCCUCGAGAACGACUCCCUCAAGGAGCAGCUCAGGCUCAAGACAAGCGAGGUGGCAGAGUUCACCGCUGAGCUGGAGAGCACCAUGACCAAGUUCGGGUUCUGCCAGAGAGAGAAGCAGUCCCUACAGGAGAUGGUGUUUGACGUUAUCGGGAACUAUACAGGGCUACAGGUGGAACACUCGGCAAUGCAGUUGCUGCUUCAAGACGAGCAAGAGAAAUGUGCACAGCUUGCAGACUCUCUUCGUCAGAGCCAGGAAAGGGAGGCAGAGAAGGGCCAGGAGCUGCAGGACGCCGAUAUGAUACGUCGUGACCUGCAUAACACGCUGCAGGAAUUGAAGGGAAACAUACGUGUCUUCUGCCGGGUGCGGCAGAUGCUUCCGUCGGAAGAGAGGGAGGGCGAGCGCCCGAGUCACAUAUCGUUCCCAGACGAGAAGACUGUGGAGCUGGUCAAGCCCGACACGGAGAUGGUGAUGGCAUUCCCCUUCGACCGGGUCUUCCCGGGUUCCGCGACACAAGCGGAGGUCUACGAAGAGGUGGCGCACGUCGUACAGUCUGCGCUGGACGGCUACAACGUGUGCAUCUUCGCCUACGGCCAGACCGGAUCCGGGAAGACCUUCACGAUGGAGGGUCCGCCAGAGCUGGAUUUGGGCUCUCCGAACGACUCGCAGCUGGGGCUGAUCCCCAGGGCCCUCCAGCAGGUCUUUAUGUCUGCGCAGAAGCUCCAGAGGACCCAGCACUGGGAGUUUACGAUGGUGGCGUCGUACCUGGAGAUAUACAACGAGAAUGUGCGGGAUCUCCUGUCGACGCACCCCCGGAGCAACCAGGCCAGCUGCCAGAUAAAGCACAAGGACGGCUCCACGAUGGUGACCAACGCCACCAGAACGACAGUUACUUCUACAGAGCAGAUCCACGAGCUGCUCCGGCGGGCUCGGAAGCAUCGGGCUGUCGGUUCCACCCAGUGCAACGAGCACUCCUCCCGCUCUCACUCGGUCUUCCAGCUCCGCAUCACGGGGACCAACAGCCGGACCGGUGUGGGUAGCCGAGGCCUGCUAAACCUGGUGGACCUGUGUGGCAGCGAGCGACUGGACGAGUCCAAGGCGGAGGGUGCCAGGCUCCGGGAGACUCAGCACAUCAACCGCUCCCUCUCGAACCUGGGCAACGUGAUCCUGGCACUCUCCCAGAAGGCGAAGCACGUGCCAUACCGCAACUCCAAGCUGACCUUCCUCUUGAUGGACAGCCUGGGAGGGAACAGCAAGACCCUGAUGCUGCUAAACGUCUCUCCGUGCGAGAAAAACGUGGGAGAGACAAUUAACUCGCUGCGCUUCGCCACAAUGGUUGGAAUCCUGUCAACUGCGCAAACAUUUUUUAUGGAUGGCAACAUGAGCACCUGCGCCUCAACCAAAGUUGAGGAUUCGCCAUGGCUCGCUGUACAUCUAGAAGAUCUCCUCCCCAUCACCGUGGUCAAGCUGAACUUCCUCGACGCAACGAUGCCGUCUGCUGUCCACGCCACCGUGCGCGUCGGUAACUCCACUAAGGCUUACGCUCAUAACGCAGUUUGCAGCGUCUUCAAGGGUACUCAUGCCGAAUUAGGAUUGAAGCAGGAGGCGACACACAGAGGUAUCGAGGCCUGA
Messenger RNA from Ixodes scapularis (black-legged tick), 1785 nucleotides. Its product is annotated as kinesin-like protein KIFC1. The record is from RefSeq and is a predicted model, not a curated record. The coding region runs from base 1 to 1785 and encodes 594 amino acids. Gene Ontology annotation, molecular function: microtubule motor activity; microtubule binding; ATP binding. Gene Ontology annotation, biological process: microtubule-based movement. NCBI's taxonomy places the organism in Eukaryota, Metazoa, Arthropoda, Arachnida, Ixodida, Ixodidae. The transcript has 13 exons.